Messenger RNA from Didymodactylos carnosus, 526 nucleotides. Lineage: Eukaryota; Metazoa; Rotifera; Eurotatoria; Philodinida; Philodinidae. The record is from the annotation of a GenBank genome assembly.
CAAAAAGAAAUAUCAAAGUUUGUUACUUUCACUGUUAAUUCUUAUUCUCUUAUAAUUUGUACCCAUCGGCUUCUAGACAACUGGCUGGCUAAAUCUAUUAGCGAAUGUAAUAGAUAAUUUCACACAUGGUUUAGCUAUUGGAGGAAGCUUCGCUGUUAGUAACAAAGUUGGUUGGACCACACUAGUUAGUAUCGUUAUUCAUGAGAUUCCUCACGAAUUAGGUGACUUUGCUAUCCUGUUAAAAGCUGGCUUCACAAGGUGGGACGCUGCUAAAGCGCAGGUUUUGACGGCAGCGGUUGGAAUAUUAGGUGCUCUAUCCGCUUUGUAUUUUAGUUCAAUCUUGGAUGCACGUACUCCAACAGCGUACGUUCUUCCAUUUACGGCUGGUGGAUUUUUAUUUGUUGCAUUAGUCAAAACUGUUCCAGAUUUAUUAGAAGAGACAUCUUUACUUGAAACACUGUUCCAAUUUAUUGGUAUUACAGGAGGUGUAUUAACAAUGGCUAGCGUUGUUUAUUACUUUGAGUAG